Trifolium pratense (red clover) is the source of this 1475-nucleotide messenger RNA. RefSeq names its product transcription factor TGA2.3-like. The transcript is spliced from 11 exons. The coding region runs from base 60 to 1361 and encodes 433 amino acids. Gene Ontology annotation, molecular function: DNA-binding transcription factor activity; sequence-specific DNA binding. NCBI's taxonomy places the organism in Eukaryota, Viridiplantae, Streptophyta, Magnoliopsida, Fabales, Fabaceae. Gene Ontology annotation, biological process: regulation of DNA-templated transcription; DNA-templated transcription. The record is from RefSeq and is a predicted model, not a curated record.
UCAUCAAAACCUUUUAUUCCAUUUUCUGCAUUAACACAAAACUCAUCAUCAUCAUCAUCAUGAUGCAAAACUUCAACACAGCUCAAUCAGAUUCACCACUCUAUUCUCACUCUUCCUUCUUGCUGAGGGGAGAUGAACCCUUUCCCAAUCUAUAUCCACCAACGCGUUUCUUUGAUCCUCAACUUUCAUUUCAACAACACCACCAUGCUGUUGAUUUAAGUUCUGUGUUUGGUGCAAAGUCUAAUAAUGUUGCUGCUGUUGCAAGUAACUUGCAGUACGGAACAUUCAACAAUUAUAACUUUGGUUCAGCUUCUUCAGCUAUGGAAGAUAACAGUCAAAAGACUGAAGAUACUUCAACAGAAGAUAAUAUUGACAUUGAUCAUAAAAACAACCAAUGUUUCUCUAAUGUGUCUUGGUGCAAUGGUGUUGGGAACAAAGCUCUUGUAGAUGUUGACUCCAAGGAUCAAUGUAAUAGUACUAAGGAUAAAACUGAGGAGCAAAAGACUCUUCGUCGGCUUGUGCAGAAUCGUGAGGCUGCAAGGAAAAGUCGGUUAAGGAAAAAGGCAUAUGUGCAGCAAUUGGAGAACAGUCGACUUAGGCUUGCUCAAAUAGAGCAAGAGCUUCAACAAGUACAACAGCAGGGUGUAUUUGUUGCAAAUGGUGUUGCAGCGGAUCGUGGUCAUUCAGUUGUUGGAAACGGUGCAUUAGCAUUCGAUAUGGACUAUGCCCGUUGGGUUGACGAACAUCAACGAUUAAUCAAUGACAUAAGAUUAGCUAUAAAUUCACAAAUCGGCGAUAAUGAACUGCAUCUUCUUGUUGAUGGUGCCAUGACACAUUAUGAUGAGUUAUACAAGUUGAAGAGUAUAGGUGCAAAAGCUGAUGUAUUUCACAUACUUUCUGGGUUGUGGAUAACACCUGCAGAAAGAUGUUUCAUGUGGCUCGGUGGAUUCCGUUCAUCUGAACUUCUCAAGAUAGUUACAAACCACCUUGAGGCAUUAACGGAUCCACAGUUGAUGGCGAUCUACAAUCUGCAGCAUUCUUCUCAGCAGGCUGAAGAUGCAUUAUCUCAAGGCAUGGAAGCAUUGCAACAAUCUCUUACAGAAACACUUUCCUCUACCUCAUCCACUGCAUCUGGAAAUGUUGCCGAGUAUAUGGGCCAAAUGGCCAUUGCAAUGACCAAACUUGCCACACUAGAGACUUUCAUUCAUCAGGCUGAUCUCUUGAGGCAACAAACACUGCAACAGUUGAAUCGAAUUUUGACCGCGCGCCAAGCUGCUCGUGCUCUCCUUGUGAUAAACGAUUUCAUUUUACGAAUUCGAGCACUCAAUUCAUUAUGGUUAGCCUGUCCUAAAGAAUACUAGGGAAUUGACACAUUGUUCUAGGCGAUUAAUUGACUUAACUGAUAAGAAACCUUGUUACUUAUAUAUGUAUAUUAUCACAUUCAAGUGGAUGUUGUGGCAGUGUUACACUUGAAA